CAAAGUGCGCUAUCAGCUGCUGAAGGCUGGUCACACGAGCGGCGCGGGGACACCGGAUAGAAAGGGAGGGAGGGAGAGAGAGAGAGAGAGAGAGAGAGAGAGGGAGGGAGAGAGAGAGAGAGACUCUCUGGUGGUAGUUGCGGGUGUCGCUGGUCCAGAUGGGCGCGUCUCUCCUCGGCUGAUCCAGCCGCAGCCGGCGGUCACCCGAUGCAGCCCGAAGCCGGCCGCCCACAGUUGGAUAACCCUCAUCUCGCGGAGGACACUUGGCCAUCAGAACCGGCACCAUGCUCCCCCGUAACAUGCACAUGCGAACCGGUGGCUACGACCUGCCGGGGGUGGAGUCGAGCGACGUGCCUCUCAUUGGCUACCGGCCCUUGCAGCCCGACAGCCCGAGCCACCGAUCACGGAGGGGGAGCGGCGGCGGCGGCGAAUCGGAAACUUCACAGGCAGAGCCCUCGCCGAUGAAGACCACCUGGUACUGUCCUCUGGAUCUGUCCACUGUGGUGGAGGAGCAGGACGACGGGGUGAUCUACACGGUGGUGGUCAAGCAGCACCACGGCGCCCCCGGCAGCCUCACAUCGGUGGUCUCUCGCUCCCAGUGCCUGAAGGCGGGGACGGAGGAGAAGCUGGUGCUCCACCUGCUCCACUCCUUCUCUAUGGGCGACUCCUCCUUCAUCACCAUCUUCCUCUCCACCUAUCGAUCCUUCACCUCCACGGGCAGAGUACUGGACAUCCUCACCGACAGAUUGGAGAAUCCGCCCGGCGACAGCGAGAGGAGCCACACGAGACAAUCGUUCAACAAAGCGGUGUGUUCGGUGUUCAGCAACUGGCUCUCCGAGUAUCCCGAGGACUUCAAGUGUUUGGAGGGGCCCUCACACCUGCUGCGCCUGGUCCCCCUGCUCCCCAAGGACUCCCUGUCCGCGGUGGACCUCCGCGCUCGCCUCCUCCACAUCGCCGAGGAGCUCAGCGAGAAAGCCCUGCUCCCCGACGCCCGGAAAGAUCGGACCGGUUUCCCCAGCCCUCCUCCGGACGCCUCCAUGUUUGAAGCCACCAACGUUCUUGGAUUCCCCGCCGCCAUCAUCGCCGAGCAGCUCACCAGAAUAGAGACCGAGCUGUUCGUGCGCCUGGUCCCGUACCACUGCCUCGGCUCGCUGUGGUCUCAGAGGGACAAGAAAGGGAGGGAGGGCGUCUGCUGGUCCGUCCGGGCCACCAUACACCAGUUCAACAAGCUGGCCAACGCGGUGUUGGCGUCCUGCCUCUGGUCCACCAACCUGCGCAGCCAGCAGCGAGCCCGGCUGCUGGAGAAGUGGAUCAGCGUGGCCGAGGAGUGCCGUGCCAGGAAGAACUUCUCCUCUCUCUAUGCCAUCGUGUCUGCCCUGCAGAGUAACCCCAUCCACCGGCUGAGGAAGACGUGGCAGGACACCGACAGGGAGGCGGUGAAGAGAUACGAGGAGCUGUCGGAAAUAUUCUCAGACAAGGACAACUACUCGCAGAGCAGAGAGCUCCUGAAGGAGGAGGGAACCUCGAAGUUCGCCAACCUCGACCACCGGCUCAACAACAAACUUCUCAACCGGUCCCACGCGCAGGGCACCGUGCCAUACCUGGGCAUCUUCCUCACAGACCUCACCAUGCUGGACACGGCGGUCAAAGACAUGCUGGAUAACGGCUACAUCAACUUUGACAAAAGGAGGAGGGUGAGUGAGUUUGAGGUUCUAGCUCAGAUCCGCCUCCUGCAGUCGUCCUGCAAGAACUGCGUGUUCAGCGCCGACGGCGCCUUCGUGCGCUGGUACCAGAGCGUGCCCACGCUGACGGAGGAGGAGAGUUACAGACUGUCCAAUGAAAUCGAAGCGCCCGGUGAGCCGAGCCCCCGGGGCAUCACCCCAACAGUCAUCAUCACACAGUGCCCAGACCUGAGCCGCUCUCGGACCAGCCUGACGGGCGACAGCGAGAGCCUCUUUGACUUCCCCUCGCCCGUCAAUCACCUGCUCUCCAAACUCACCAAGCACAUGAGGUCUCCGUCCGUGUCCUGCCUGGACGUCGACACGUCGAGCUCGGCCAGCGAGUCCGGCUCCGCCGCGCAGACGCCGUCCACGCCCGUCAAAUCCCACCGCCGCUCCAUCUCCUGCGGCAACAACCCCCCCAACAACGUCCAGGGCUCGGGGCCCGACAUGAGGAUCAUCAGGAUACGGAUGGACCUGCAGGACGGAAACAUGUACCGGAGCAUCCUGGUGACGAGCAACGACAAGUCCCCCACUGUGAUCGGCUCGGCCUUAGAGAAGCACAGUCAGGACCCCAAGCAGACGUCCCGAUACGAGCUGAUCCAACUUCUGCCUGAAGGAAAAGAACUGGUCAUCCCGGCCACGGGGAACGUCUUCUACGCCAUGUCGUCGUCCAGCGUCGACUUCCUGCUGAGGAGGAAAGGCGGGAGCACUCCUCUGACCUCGGAGUCCAUCGAGACCAGCGCCACUUUCCCUCGGAUCAAGGCCAAGGGCAGGAGGCUGCUUGUUCUACCAAAAACACCAACACCAGGACCAGGUCUCCACCCCUCCGUCCUCCUCUCCUCCCAACAGUCCUCCUUUACACCCAUAGGGAGAGCAAUGGAGGCCUCGUGGUGCUCCGGCUCUCGAGUCCCAGUCAGGGAGCGACUUGAUUUGAUUUUCUUUCAUUCCUACUCGAUGAAAAAUAUCUUCUUCUUUUUUUUUUUUAAAUGCUCACAGCCGCCAGGAAAUACCACCCCAAAAAAUGUAAUCGCAUUUAAUUGUUCGUAACUCACCUGAGAUGCCGGAGGAGGAUGAAGGGAAGUGUGUUUCCACGGGGAAGAAGCUGAAUGAAAAGCCUGUCAGGCACACGGGAGGACGCCCGAAGAACAUCACCGGAGAGAAACACUGGAGCACGUCCAAUGAGGCAUCUAUAUAUAUAUAUAUAUAUAUGUAUAUGGGUGUUUUGUAUAUAUGUAUAUAUUUUGUACGUCUGUAUGAUGUCAUUGUGUUUACGCUGGCGAGGAGCUCUGGGGGGUCCACGUUUCCAAAAAAGGUUAGAGCGAGAGUCAUUAUUUCUGCUUUGACUCAUUUCAUUCAACACAGUCUUAAAGCUGCAUUAAUCAAUACAAAUGUAUUAGAUUAAUAUUCAUAUUGUGGAAGGCGACGCUUGUGUUGACGACCCUAAAAGGAUCUUCCCCUGCAGCUCAAGAGACAUUUUUGGCCCUUUUUUUUAGCGCUUUAAACUUCCUUCAUGGUUCCUUCUCAUCGCUGUCAUCACCCCGGUUAGCAUCUAGCUGGUGGAAAGAAGUCAAACAAAUAUCUUUUAAAGAUACAAAAUGUUUAAAGUCCAAAGUAACUCCAAAAAUAACUCAUAAUAUUAUUAUUAUUAUUAUUAUUUAAUUCAGUUUUUUUAAUAUAGCCCAAUAUCACAAAUGUGCCUCAGAGGGCUUUACAAUCUGUACACAUACUUUACAUCCCUGACCUUUGACCUCACAUCAGAUCAGGAAAAACUCCCAAAAGAAAUAGAACAAAAAACCUUUCAGGAGGAAAAAAAGUUAAGAAACCUUCAGGAGAGAAACGUAUUCAUUAUUAUCAUUAUUAUCAUCAUCAUCAGAAGGACCUAAAUACAACUCCAGAUGAAUGCUGAAUGAGUCCCUGUCGUGACUUUACACGCUGUCAUUCAGCUGGUUUGGAGUUCUUCUGUCCCCUAGUGGCCACAAGUUGAUUACUGCAGCUUAAAAAAAAAAAAGUAGCACUUUGAAAGCUUGUUUCUUUGCUUCAGUUAAACUAAAGCAAAAGUCCAGAUGUUUUCCAGGUCUGAACGUAUGGAAAGAGAAGGAGCACAACUUAAAUCCUGCCGGUUUCAUCUCCACUGUUUACAUACUUCCUGUCACGCGUCAACACGUCAACUUCAGUGUCGGUUUCAAACAAACAUCUUUUUUCUUUCGUUAGAUUUUUUUAAAUCUUGGGACUUUAUUCUAAAGGUCUGGCCUCUGGUCGCGUCCGCUCGGUGCCGGUGAGGCCUCCUCGCUGGCUGAGGCGCACAGCGGGGACCAGGGAGGGGGAUUCUGGGUAAUAAUCGAUGACGUGUGCUGGCGGUGUGCCGAGCUACUGAUUGUUUUUUAGUGCCUUUUCUGGACCAGGAUGCACGUCUUCCCCCGUGUUUGCAUUAGAAUGUAUCCGGUGUACCUCACAUCAAAAGCUCUUUAUGCACUACAUACAGUAUGUCCUAUUUUUGUGGUAAUAAAUUUACUUUUAUAUGAAUUGC
Messenger RNA from Pseudoliparis swirei, 4248 nucleotides. RefSeq names its product ral guanine nucleotide dissociation stimulator-like 2 (gene rgl2). Gene Ontology annotation, molecular function: guanyl-nucleotide exchange factor activity. Lineage: Eukaryota; Metazoa; Chordata; Actinopteri; Perciformes; Liparidae. The transcript has 21 exons. Bases 285 to 2768 code for a protein of 827 amino acids. Gene Ontology annotation, biological process: Ras protein signal transduction; positive regulation of GTPase activity. The record is from RefSeq and is a predicted model, not a curated record. Gene Ontology annotation, cellular component: plasma membrane.